AAUGAAAAAGAUUCACUUCGCCGAUUUAAAUAUUAAACACCGUGGAAAUCCUAAGCAAACCUUAGCUAAUGUAAAACGGGCUGUGAGAAUGGGAUAUGAUGCUGUGGUUAUUAAUAUUGACAUUGGAAGGUAUUCUCAAGUAGAUAUUGAUAAAAAAGAAGAAAAUGAAGAAGAAUCUUCAACAGAAACAAUUAUUCCAGAUCCAUUUAUUUUAAAUGAAUCAGAAUUGGAUAUUUCUACUUUUUUGCAAAAUGGGAAAAGUUUUCGGCAAUUUAGUCGUUUAACGGUAACAUUAGACGAAAAUUCUGUACAUAAAUUUCAACAUGACGCGAGGGUGAAGAAAUAUGAUAUUAGUAAUUUUUUAAUUAAAAAUUUAAAAGUUUUGGCUGUAGUGUAG
Messenger RNA from Meloidogyne enterolobii, 397 nucleotides. NCBI's taxonomy places the organism in Eukaryota, Metazoa, Nematoda, Chromadorea, Rhabditida, Meloidogynidae. The record is from the annotation of a GenBank genome assembly.